GGGUGGGGCUGACGAGCCUGAGGAAACGGGAAACGCGCGUGAGAGAGCGACGGUUGGGCGUUGAGAGCGGGCGCGGCCCGGCACCGAGCCAUGGCGGCGGCGACCGCCUUGUGAACCCAGACACAGCAGAGAGCGGCCGAAGAUGAUGCGGCAUCUGCGGAGGGGCCUCCGGGAGCUCGGGCUGAGGCUCAGGUUUCACCUCGUCCGUGAUAUCGGCCGCCAGUAUCCGGUCUUCUGCUUCAUCCUCCUUCUGCUGAGCUCAUCCACCCUGCUGUUAAACAGGUAUCUGAACAUUCUCAUGAUAUUCUGGUCAUUCCUGGCUGGAGUUGUCACUUUCUAUUGGUCACUUGGACCGGAUUCUCUUUUGCCCAAUAUUCUCUUCACUAUCGAACGAAAACCAAAGCUCAAACAGCAGGAACUAUUUCCCCAAGGUCACAGCUGUGCUGUCUGUGGGAAAGUUAAAUGUCAACGACAUAAACCUACACUACUUCUGGAAAAUUACCAGCCUUGGCUGGGUUUGAAAAUUAGUUCAAAGGUGGAUGCAUCUCUGUCUGAAAUGUUGGAACUGGUGAUUGAAAACUUUGUUCAUCCUUGGUACAGGGAAGUGACUGAUGAUGAAACAUUUAUUGAUGAACUUAGGGCAACAUUGCGCUUUUUUGCAGCUAUUUUAGUCCGUAGAGCUCAGAAGGUUGAUAUUCCAAUCCUGGUAAACCAGAAGUUGUUAAAAGCUGCUAUGAAGCAUAUUGAAAUAAUAUCAAAAGCAAGGCAAAAAGUAAAAAAUAAGGAAUACCUGCAGCAAACUGCACUUGAAGAGUAUGGGCCAGAUCUGCAUCUGGCUCUGAGGAGUCGCAGGGAUGAGCUACAAUACCUGAGGAAAUUAACUGAGCUGCUGUUUCCAUACAUUCUUCCACCAAAAGCCACAGAAUGCAGUUCUCUAGCCCUGCUGAUUCAAGAAAUUCUGGCUGGAUCGGUUUUUCUUCCAUCCUUAGACUUUUUGGCUGAUCCUGACUUUGUGAAUCAUUUGUUGCUGAUUUUCAUUGACGAUAGCCCACCUGAACCAGCGACAGAGCCCCCAUCACCUUUGGUUCCAUUCCUGCAAAAAUACGCUGAUCCAAGAAAUAAAACACAGUCGGUCCUUAAAUUGGAGCUAAAGGAGAUAAGAGAUCAGCAGGACCUUCUCUUCCGGUUCAUGAACUUCCUGAAACAGGAGGGUGCAGUGCAUGUGCUGCAGUUCUGUUUGACUGUAGAGGAAUUCAAUGACCGUAUCUUGUGUCCAGAGUUGUCUGAAUCAGAGAUGCUGACUCUUCAUGCAGAAGUGAAGAAAAUCUAUGAGACAUAUUGUCUCGAUGAGAGUAUAGAUAAAAUCAAAUUCGAUCCUUUCAUUGUGGAACAAAUCCAACAAAUUGCAAAGGGAAAUUACAGAGAUGUGGUAAAACUUCAGACCACACCCUGCUUGUUUGAGGCUUAUGAACAUGUUCUGUCUCUACUUGAAGCCGUAUUUACACCCAUGUUUUGUCACAGUGAUGAGUAUUUUAGAUAUCUGCUGAAAGGAGCAGAAUCACCUACACACAACUCCAAGCUCAACAGAAGUAGCCUGAGUUUGGAUGAUUUCCGAGGAUCCAGUAAACGUGGAGAGUCUUUUGGAAUAUCACGAAUAGGUAGCAAACUUAAAGGCGUUUUUAAAAGCACAACAAUGGAGGGAGCUAUGUUACCUAAUUAUGGAAUAUCAGAAGGAGAUGAUGAUUUUGUUGAAGAAGCAUUGAUGGUAGUUGAGGAUGAUUUGCCUGAAGAAACUGCCAUAACUCCCAAUGCUCACCGCAACCUCUCUGCAUGGAAGAUAAGCAUUCCAUAUGUGGACUUCUUUUUUGAUAAUAAAAGGGAAAAAACUCCAGUGUUUUGUAUUGAUGUAGAACGGAAUGACAGAAGAUCAGAGGGAUAUGAGAGUGAACACUGGUCUGCCUACAGGAGAUAUCUUGAAUUCUAUGUUCUGGAGUCGAAGCUAACGGAGUUUCAUGGAUCUUUCCCAGAUGCUCAGCUUCCUCCAAAGAGGCUUAUAGGACCUAAGAACUAUGAGUUCUUGAAAUCCAAGCGAGUGGAGUUUCAGGAGUACUUGCAGAAUCUGUUGAAACACCCAGAACUAAGCAACAGCCAGCUUUUGGAUGACUUUCUUUCCCUUGAUGGCUCUGAAUCACAGUUUCUUGACAAAAUUUUGCCAGAUGUAAAUCUUGGUAAGAUUAUCAAGUCUGUCCCUGGAAAACUGAUAAAAGAGAAAGGCCAGCACCUGGAGCCAUUCCUCAUGUCGUUUAUUAACUCCUGUGAAUCUCCCAAGCCUAAACCCAGCAGGCCAGAACUGACCAUCCUCAGCCCAACAUCAGAAAACAACAAAAAGCUCUUUAAUGAUUUGUUUAAAAACAAUGCCAAUCGCUCUGAUAGCACAGAGAAGAAAUAUAACCAGAACUACUUCAUAGAAAUGAUGGCCUUGGAUGGAGUUUAUGAUUACCUCAUGUAUGUAGGCCGUGUUGUUUUCCACAUACCAGACUGGUUGCAUCACUUGUUAAUGGGUGGAAGAAUUCUCUUUAAAAACACACUUGAAGCCUAUUCAGACUGGUAUCUUCAGUAUAAACUGGAUCAGUUACUCCAAGAACAUCGACUGGUUUCUCUUAUUACUCUGCUGAGAGACGCCGUCUUCUGUGAGAAUACCGAGUCACGCUCAACUAGAGACAAGCAGAAUCGAGCAAAGCAAACUUUUGAUGAAAUGAUGAACUACAUUCCAGAUUUCAUUGUGAAAUGCAUUGGAGAAGAGGCUAAGUAUGAAGGGAUCAGACUGCUGUUCGAAGGGUUGCAGCAACCAGUGCUGAAUAAACAGCUGACUUAUGUACUGAUGGACAUUGUACUUCAGGAACUUUUUCCUGAGUUAACAAAGAAAGAGGCUGCAAUUUUAUCCACAUGGAAGUGAAGAGUACUGGUACCCAUCUCGAUGUGGGAGAUUCUAUUUCAGAAGCUGGUGUGCAAUUGACCUGUGCUGUAUAUAUACUGCAAAAACAUUUAAUUAUGUGUAUAGAAUAUCAAAGAAUGUUUUUAGUCAAUUCUUGUGCUUUGUGAAUGAGUACUUAUGAAUUUCUGAAAAUGUACAUGUGGCUACAUUAAUAAAGGAGGUGACAUUCUGUCAGAAGCCCAAA
Molecule: messenger RNA, 3179 nt
Organism: Callorhinchus milii (elephant shark)
Lineage: Eukaryota; Metazoa; Chordata; Chondrichthyes; Chimaeriformes; Callorhinchidae
Gene: snx14
Product: sorting nexin 14
Exons: 29
Coding region: 143-2956 (937 amino acids)
Biological process (GO): autophagosome maturation
Cellular component (GO): late endosome
Molecular function (GO): phosphatidylinositol-3,5-bisphosphate binding
Source: RefSeq, a predicted model, not a curated record